CAUGGCGGCGACGGUGACGAUCCCAUCUUCAACUACGGCCUCGGCCACGACGACAGCCACCGCGGCUGCUCUCGGGGAGGUGGAGGAUGAAGGGCUCCUGGCGUCGCUGUUCCGGGACCGCUUUCCGGAGGCCCAGUGGCGCGAGCGGCCUGACGUGGGACGCUAUCUCAGGGAGUUGAGUGGCUCAGGACUGGAGCGGCUGCGGCGGGAGCCCGAGCGCCUCGCCGAGGAGCGAGCGCAGCUGCUGCAGCAGACGCGCGACUUGGCCUUCGCUAACUACAAGACCUUCAUCCGCGGCGCCGAGUGCACCGAGCGCAUCCACCGCCUCUUUGGGGAUGUGGAGGAGUCGCUCGGCCGCCUGCUUGACCGCUUGCCCAGCUUCCAACAGAGCUGCAGGAAUUUUGUGAAAGAGGCUGAGGAGAUCAGUUCCAAUCGCCGGAUGAACACCCUGACUCUAAACCGGCACACGGAAAUCCUGGAAAUCCUGGAGAUCCCUCAGCUCAUGGACACCUGUGUCCGGAACAGCUAUUAUGAGGAGGCCCUGGAGCUGGCAGCCUACGUACGCCGACUAGAAAGGAAAUACUCCUCCAUCCCUGUCAUCCAGGGCAUUGUGAACGAAGUGCGCCAGUCCAUGCAGCUGAUGCUGAGCCAGCUGAUCCAACAACUGAGGACCAACAUCCAGCUCCCUGCCUGCCUCCGUGUCAUUGGCUUUCUACGGCAAAUGGAUGUCUUCACUGAGGCUGAGCUGAGGGUCAAGUUCCUUCAGGCCCGAGAUGCUUGGCUCCGUUCCAUCCUGACUGCCAUCCCCAAUGAUGAUCCCUAUUUCCACAUCACAAAAACCAUCGAGGCCUGCCGUGUCCAUCUGUUCGAUAUUAUCACCCAGUACCGUGCCAUCUUCUCAGACGAGGACCCUCUGCUGCCUCCUGCCAUGGGUGAACACACGGUGAAUGAGAGUGCCAUCUUCCACGGCUGGGUGCUGCAGAAAGUCUCACAGUUCCUGCAGGUGCUGGAGACUGACCUUAACCGAGGGAUUGGCAGCCGUCUGGACUCUCUGCUGGGCCAGUGCAUGUACUUUGGGCUGUCCUUCAGUCGAGUGGGGGCUGAUUUCCGGGGUCAGUUGGCGCCUGUUUUCCAGCAGGUGGCUAUCAGCACUUUCCAGAAAGCAAUUCAGGAGGCUGUCGAGAAGUUCCAGGAUGAAAUGAACUCUUACACCCUCAUCUCGACUCCAGCAGUCCUGGGCAGCAGUGCCCUGCCGGCUGCUGCUCCGGUCACUCAGCCGGGGACCCUGCAGCCGCCCAUGGUGCUCUUAGACUUCCCGCCCCUUGCCUGCUUCCUCAACAGCAUUCUGGUCGCCUUCAAUGAUCUGCGCCUCUGCUGCCCCGUGGCCCUGGCACAGGAGGUGACCAGGGCCCUGGAGGACGCCCUUGACAAGGUAACUAAAGUAAUCCUGGCCUUCCAUCGUGCAGAAGAGGCUGCGUUCAGCAGUGGGGAGCAAGAGCUCUUUGUCCAGUUCUGCACUGUCUUGCUGGAAGACCUUGUUCCUUAUUUAAAUCGCUGUCUCCAAGUCCUUUUUCCUCCAGCUCAGAUAGCACAGACCUUAGGCAUUCCACCCACUCAGCUUUCCAAGUACGGAAACCUGGGGCACGUGAACGUCAGCGUCGUCCAGGAGCCUCUGGCCUUUAUUCUGCCCAAGAGAGAGCCGGUCUUCUGUCUGGCCAAGGAGCUAGUCCCCGAGCUCCCGGCUCCAGCGCCAGCACUGCCGCCCAAGGCGCCGAGCCCCGAGCCGGUCACCCCGGCUGUCCCUGACGCGGGGCAGGAGGAGGUGGAGUCCGCGGGGCCCCCGCAGCCGGACGAGCCUAGUGCGGGCAUCUGACCGGUGCUGCCUGCCCCCCAGGCCUGUGCGGCCUGUACCUGGGCGUGGGGCCGGGGAAGGUUACGCAACCCCGGUGGGAACGGGUGUUGCCACGCGUGGGAGAGGCUGCAAAAGGCGUAAUUCAAGAGAGAACCCCCCCAAUACUGUAAAGCAACCAUACUCCAAUUAAAUUUUAAAAAUAGUGAA
This is a messenger RNA of Budorcas taxicolor (takin), 2059 nucleotides long. It is a transcript of the gene COG8, whose product is annotated as component of oligomeric golgi complex 8. Bases 2 to 1873 code for a protein of 623 amino acids. The transcript has 5 exons. Gene Ontology annotation, biological process: intra-Golgi vesicle-mediated transport. Lineage: Eukaryota; Metazoa; Chordata; Mammalia; Artiodactyla; Bovidae. The record is from RefSeq and is a predicted model, not a curated record. Gene Ontology annotation, cellular component: COG complex.